AUGGCGAGUCCUCCAAAUACUGGCGGAGGACACUUGUUAUCCAACGCGAACAUUAGUAACAACAAGAUUAAGAAAUGUGGAUACCUCAAGAAGCAGAAGCACGGACACAAGCGCUUCUUCGUUCUGAAGGAGCCGGACGAGGGCUUCCCUGCCCGGCUGGAGUACUACGAGAGCGAGAAGAAAUGGAAAAACAAGUCAGCGGCAAAGAGGGUUAUUCCACUUGACUGCUGUCUCAAUAUCAACAAGAGAGCUGACGCCAAACACAAACACCUUAUCGCCCUCUAUACCAAGGACGAGUAUUUUGCCGUGGCGGCAGAGAAUGAAAAGGAGCAGGAGAAUUGGUACCGAGUCUUAACGGAUUUAAUGAGCGAGGGGAAAGUGUACUCCGACGGCUCUGCUUCCAAUUCCGCGUCUUCGCUGGUGGGGUUUGAUGAGGCGAACUACGGGAUGAUUACGCCGGUAACAGCCGCGUAUAAGGAGGUAUGGCAAGUGAACCUGAAAUCCAAAGGGCUGGGGCAGAGCCGGAAUCUGACCGGGGUGUACAGGCUGUGUUUAUCCAGUCGGACUAUCAGCUUCGUAAAGCUCAACUCGGAUGUCGCUUCCGUCAGUUUACAGCUGAUGAACAUUCGGAGAUGCGGGCACUCAGAGAGCUUUUUCUUCAUCGAGGUCGGACGGUCAGCAGCCACGGGACCAGGCGAGCUGUGGAUGCAGGCUGACGACUCAGUGGUGGCGCAAAACAUCCACGAGACUAUCCUGGAGGCGAUGAAAGCCAUGAAGGAGCUGUCAGAGUUUCGGCCGCGCAGCAAGAGCCAGUCGUCGGGCACUAACCCCAUCUCCGUGCCCACCCGGCGGCACCUCAACAACCUUCCUCCGAGCCAGACCGGGCUCCAGCGGCGGUCGCGCACUGACAGCAUGGCGACGACUUCCCCGGUUAGUAAAUUUACCUCCUGCCGGAUACGCACUGCCAGCGAGGGAGAAGGCACCAUGGCGCGCCCAAUGUCUGUCAAUGGGAGUCCCCUCAGCCCGGUUAUUCAACGGACCCUAUUAGGGAGAUCAAACACCAUUACAGCCCGGCCCUGCCUGACAUUUGAAUCCUCCUCCCUCCAGCACAGUAAGUCCAUGUCCAUGCCUCUGUCUCACUCCCCACCCACAGCCACCCCCAGCCCUGUCAGCCUGUCCUCCUGCUCGGAGAGCAGUGCUCCUUGCCCCUCCAGCUGCAGUGCCUCUGUCUCCCCCAGUGAUGGGGGCUUCAUCUCCUGUGAUGAGUAUGGCUCCAGCCCUGCAGGCCUGCACCUCACCCUCCGCAGUAACACCCCAGAGUCCCUGAGGGAAGACACACCCCCCUCCCGGGACAGCAGCGACCUGCACGGCUACAUGGUGAUGGAGAGACAGAAUGGUUACCGCCGGUUACCAGAGCUGGACAAGGCAUACCGGAAACGCACAUACUCCCUCACCACCCCGCGCCAGCACAGGGCACUGCCCCAGGUCUCCUCUGCCUCAUUGGACGAAUAUACGCUCAUGAGGGCCACCUACCCCAGUGGUGGCCAAUCGGGUCGCAGCUCUCACAUGGCUUCCCCAAAAGUUACCUAUCCCGAGGACUAUGGCGAUGUCCAGAUAGGCUCCAACAGUCACCUAGGUGACAGUGGCUACAUGCCCAUGACUCCGGGCGUGGCCCCUCAGACAAGGGGGGUCAAAGGUAAUGCUUACAUGCCCAUGAGCCACAUGUGUGUGUCAGCCCCCAAGCAGAUCAUAAAUCCCCGCUCUCACCCCUCUCCAGCUGGGAUGGGUCCCCGUACAGAUUCCCCUGGCAGCGUGUCUCUGGAGGACAGCGGCUACAUGAGGAUGUUCUGCGGGGCCAAGAUGUCUGUGGACAGCUCAGAUGAGAAACUCACCAAUGGGGAUUACCUCAACAUGUCCCCUGUGGACCCUCUGGUGUCCUUCACCCCCCCAGACUACUUCCUCACAGACACUACCCCCCAGCCUCACCCUCACCACAGACAGCCUUACUCCAUCAGUUCCCUGCCCCGCUCUCUCAAAGCUCAGCCCCAGAAGAACGGGGUCACAGACACAGACCAGUACGUGGUGAUGAGUCUACAGAGGCAGAGGAUAGAGGAGGAGUCCAACUACUGUCCCAUCUCACCAGUCUCCAUCAGUAUGCCCCCCACCAACACCCUCUCCUCAGCCCCCUCGCCCCUCAGAGCCGGAAGGGUGACCCAGGAGGGGGGUCUUGUCCACAGGGGAAGGGUGAGUCGGCCUACCCGGCUGGCCCUGGACUCUCUGAGGACACUGCCCUGUAUGAGUGAACACCCCCUCCCCUCUGAGCCCAGAAGUCCCGGGGAGUACAUCAACAUCGACUUUGGCAACACCACACAAUACCCGCCUGUCUCUGCCACGACUGAAAGCUCUGGUUCAUCGCUGGGCUCGGUGGAUGGGCCGAUGAGGAGUUCCCCGCCACUCUCCGAUUAUGUCAACAUGGACAUCAGCUCAUGCUCUUUUAAACAUGGGGAUUCCCCUUCUUCAACAGGGCGCAUGGACCAGAGUCCUGUGCUCCUCAUGUGUCCCAGCCAGCCUCACAGAGAGGAACAGAGGGAGAGAGAGGAGGAGAGGGAGAGAGAGGAGGAGAGGGAGAGAGAGGAGGAGAGGAAGAGAGAGGAGGACCAUAGGGAGAGAGAGGAGGAGGAGAGAAAGGGAAAGGAGGAGAGAGUCGUAGUGGAAUAUCCUCUCCAAAAGCUUGUGAGCCCUGUGUGCCCAGUUGGCACUGUAAAAGACGACUACACUGAGAUUACCUUCAGUCCUACCAACCCCUCUGCCUCUCUCCCUGCCACCCUGUGGCCCUCUGACACCACCACCCCCCUGCCUACCAGCCCCUCGUCCUGCAUCCAGAGACUCACCCUAGGGGGAGAGGGUGUAGUGGUGGUCCCCCCUGUCCCUGUGGAGUCCUUCCUCCUGGGGGGUCCCUCCAUCCCGCCCGUCAACCCAGACAGGGGGGCUAAGGUGAUCCGGGCCGACCCCCAGGGGCGCAGGCGCCACAGCUCCGAGACCUUCUCCUCCACCACCACGGUAACGCCAGUGUCUCCGUCGUUCGCCCACGAUGCCAACAAGCGACACAGCUCGGCGUCGGUGGAAAACGUGUCGCGGCUGGUCCGGAGCUCGGAGGGCUCAGACGAGGAGUAUGGGAACAGCAACAGCCCCAUGUGCCGGGAGACGUCGGCGGGCUACCAAAACGGACUCAACUACAUUGCCUUAAACCUGAUGGAAGGGAGCCAGGGGGGCUGCAGCAGUCUGGGGGGCUGUGAGGGACUGCUGAGGUUCAAGGCAGCGUGUGGAUGCAAGGGGGGCAUGAACGGUUUCAACGCCAGCCCCUAUGCCACCAUGGGCUUCAAGGAGACUGCAACAGCAGUGAAAGGUGAGCCACUGCCGAUUCUGUGUGUGUGUGUGUUUUCACAUGCUUAUCAUGAGCCCAUACGUUCAUUCAGACAGUCAGUGUGUGUCAGGGCAUAGAAAUAGAAUGAAUAGAAAGGAUACCUCCAUUUAAGUCAAUGAUGGCAUAAUGGGUGGACUAGCCAUUUUGAGUGUACCCAUGGCAGGAAGUAGAAGCAGGAAGCGUACACUUCAAUGUGUGCUGUGAUUUGUUGAGCCAACUCAUCUGACAGUACAAAAAAUACAUUCCAUUGCAUGAGCCACAUCCGUUAGCUUCAUUUGAAUUAACAUUUUACAUUACCAUGGCAAUCCAGCAUCAGAUAGAACAUUCCAAAAUACCAUGGAAAUUAUUGCAUCAAAUUACCAGGCAGCCAUUGCGAGUGUACCCAUGAGUUUUCAAGUUAAAUUGCCAGGGUUAGAGGUUCCAUGCCCCUCUAUUCACUCUAUUUCUAUGUUGUUUUCACUGCGUCCUACUAAACCCAAAAUUCUAAUAAUACCAGAUAAUUUAGACUGCCUUUGUGGCACUGACAGCGGCUGCCUGCUUGCAUGCGAUUGUGAUGAUGCAGCAGUGUGGCACGCAGACCCCAGUUUUCUUUCCCUCAUGGUCUGAAACCAACCCACUGUAG
Messenger RNA from Coregonus sp. 'balchen', 4046 nucleotides. The record is from the annotation of a GenBank genome assembly. NCBI's taxonomy places the organism in Eukaryota, Metazoa, Chordata, Actinopteri, Salmoniformes, Salmonidae.